AUGGCUGGGAUUAAAGCUCUCAUCACGUUGUCCUUCGGAGGGGCAAUUGGUCUCAUGUUCCUCAUGCUGGGAUGUGCCCUCCCUGUGUAUGACAAGUACUGGCCGCUGUUCCUCCUGUUCUUCUACAUCCUCGCGCCCAUCCCGUACUGCAUCUCGCGGCGGGUGGUGGACGAAAGCGACAGCUCCAGCAAUGCCUGCAGAGAGCUCGCCAUCUUCCUCACCACUGGCAUUGUCAUCUCGGCCUUCGGCCUGCCCAUAGUCUUUGCGCGAGCCCAAGUCAUUGCUUGGGGUUCGUGUGCACUCGUCUCCACGGGUAACAUCGUCAUCUUCGGGACCAUUCUGGGCUUUUUCAUCGUCUUUGGCUCCAACGAUGACUUCAGCUGGCAGCAGUGGUAA
This is a messenger RNA of Nerophis lumbriciformis (worm pipefish), 396 nucleotides long. The record is from RefSeq and is a predicted model, not a curated record. Lineage: Eukaryota; Metazoa; Chordata; Actinopteri; Syngnathiformes; Syngnathidae.